Messenger RNA from Dipodomys ordii (Ord's kangaroo rat), 798 nucleotides. RefSeq names its product StAR-related lipid transfer (START) domain containing 5 (gene Stard5). Gene Ontology annotation, molecular function: lipid binding. NCBI's taxonomy places the organism in Eukaryota, Metazoa, Chordata, Mammalia, Rodentia, Heteromyidae. The record is from RefSeq and is a predicted model, not a curated record. The coding region runs from base 1 to 429 and encodes 142 amino acids. The transcript is spliced from 4 exons.
AUGUCCCGGCUGCAGGGCAGUUUGAGCGGGACAGUUGUGGAAGCGCAGUCGUUUGGAGACUGGCCCUGGGCACUCCACAUAACCAGAACCACAACGCCUUCUGCUGCCAUGAAGCUCAUUUCUCCCAGGGACUUUGUGGAUGUGGUGUUAGUCAAGAAGUACGAGGAUGGGACCAUCGGCACCAAUGCCACGCACAUCGAGCACCCGCUGUGCCCCCCAAAGCCGGGCUUUGUGAGAGGAUUUAACCAUCCCUGCGGCUGCUUUAUCGAGCCUGUGCCAGGGGAGCCCGACAAGACCAACCUGGUCUCCUUCUUCCAGUCCGACCUAAGCGGCUUCCUCCCACAGAGCGUGGUGGAUGCCUUCUUCCCACGGAGCAUGGCCGAGUUUUACCCCAACCUUCAGAAAGCGGUGAAGAAAUUCUGUAGCUGACCCUCUGCUGCUGGUCGGGAGCGCCCGGAGCUGCCCGGCCCUCCUCAGCACAGCCGGCCACCGCCACGCCACUCAGGGCUGGCCUGGCAAUGGGGACAGGCAGCCAGGUGGACCAGGCUCCAGCCAUCCCAGACUGACGGCGUGUGGGCGCAGUGGGAGACGCUGUCCCCACGGCCAUGCCCCCUGUUCUCAUCACCUGGAGCACUGCACACCUGCUCCCCACGCCCCAUCCAUGGCUUCUAUACUGCCUAAGACUCGGGCCCACAGUUUGGAGAAAUGAGAGUUUAAACCAUCAGAUAAGAACAAGAAAAAGCCAGGCCAGGCGCCAGUGGCUCACAGCUGUCAUCCUAGCGACUCAGGAGGCUGAGA